AUGCUGUACACUCUCCCUUCGCGCCUCUGCGUCCUGAUCGAGCGCUAUGCCGUCCAGGGACAGGACGACAAGAAGUACGUCCUGCGCGCGGUCAAGGAGAAAGAAGCCGAGCAGAUCACCACCUGCCUUCGCCUCGACGCCGAGAAGGUAAACACACAAUCUUACCUAUACUCCCUACUCGCUAAUCUCUUCAAGACCACCACAUACCUCGCAAAGAGCAUUCACCUGCACGUCGAUCUCGCGCAGGACUACAGCAUCACCCAGCGCGACCCAUUGCAGCUGUACCGCUCCAUGCCGUCCCACCUUCCUGAACUGGCUUUUGAUCAAAUCGAGUCGUUCAGCAUCUGCGAGCCAUACCUCUGGCGGUACACGGACCUCACGGUCAAACCACCCCGUGAGCACAACUACCUGCGGCGCUGGACGAUCAAUUUCCGCCGUCGAUUCUCGCUCCUCCAGCAGCGAUACCUGUGGGCCACUGAUGCGGCGCUCGACGGAGAAAACACAAUCUGGGAGUUCUUCGAGACACCAGCAUCGAGCGCCUCCUCCACGGCCAUCACUACGAUUCCAUCACGCAUUGCGAGGGAGUCACAGUGGAUGCUGCAGGACGAGAUCCUGCCAAAGAUCCAGAAGACGCUAAAGAUCUUCAACGAUAUUGAGGUAGGAGGCAAGCUCACGGCGGAGAUGAUGUGGUUUCUGCAGGACGAUAUGAAGUUUUGGACGUGGAUGGGUGCGGAUGAGAACGGUGAUGACAUCCAGGAGUGGGAUAUGCAGGAUGGCGUGGCGUAUGUGAAUCGAGGCAGAGAGGAGGCGGCGCGGUGCUAUCGGAGUGCUACGAGGAAGGGUGCGGAGGGAGUGUGGAAGAAGUGUAAGAAGUGGUGA
Molecule: messenger RNA, 879 nt
Organism: Cercospora beticola
Lineage: Eukaryota; Fungi; Ascomycota; Dothideomycetes; Mycosphaerellales; Mycosphaerellaceae
Source: RefSeq, a predicted model, not a curated record